Ceutorhynchus assimilis (cabbage seed weevil) is the source of this 1027-nucleotide messenger RNA. Lineage: Eukaryota; Metazoa; Arthropoda; Insecta; Coleoptera; Curculionidae. The record is from the annotation of a GenBank genome assembly.
AAGUAUUCAAAAAAAUGGCAACGUUUGACAUAAAUGGUAAAGUAGCCCUUGUUACUGGAGGCGCCUCUGGUAUCGGAUACGCAAUCGCCGUGGCUUUACUAGCUAAAGGUGUAAAGGGCGUCACUUUAGCAGAUGUUGCUACAGAAGUUGGAGAACGAGCAGUUAAAGAAAUUGAAGCCAAAUUUGGUGAAGGCAAAGCAAUUUUCGUAAAAACUGAUGUCACUAAUGCUAGUGAAUUUGAAGAGGCUUUCCAAAAGACAGUAGAGAAAUUUCAAAAUGUUGACAUUUUAAUAAACAAUGCUGCCAUCGCUCUUGAAAAACACUGGGAAAGACUAAUAGAUGUUAACUUGUGUGGUGUCUUCCGUGGAACUCUGCUCGGUCUAGAAACUUACCUGCCUAAAUACAAAUCAGGCGAGGAAGCAGUGAUUAUAAACGUAUCAUCCAUAGCUGGUGUGGCACCUUUCGUGGCUUGUCCAGCUUACACUGCAUCCAAAUUCGGUGUUCACGGCCUGACAUUGGCCUGGGGUCAUCCAGCGCAUUUUAAAGACACCAAAGUGAAAGUUAUAGGAGUUUGCCCGGGAAUUACAUUGACCCAAUUGGGUGCUGAAUCUACGGAGAAUUUGUUCACCGACAGAUAUAAGAACAUAUAUUUGUCGACUCCGGAAUUGGAUCCUAAUCAUCCCAAACAAACACCGGAAGAAAUGAGUCCUCAUGUAGUAAGACUUAUCGAAAAAGCUACCAGCGGUACCGUUUGGAUAGUGGAAGAAGGGCAACCGCCUUAUCAAUACGAAAUGAUUAAGCGGGAACAAAUUGAAGACAAAAAUUAUAUCGACUAGAAAGUCAGUCAUAUUAUACGUUCCAUUCCUUGCUAUUAUUUCAACUGUAAAUUAGUUUUCAGUGAUUUUUAGUUAUUUUCUAAAACACAGCAUCAGCAAGUUGCUGUUCGAAAUUGGUAAAAUGUAUUAUUCCUAAAACCCCCAAAGCAAUCUUAUCUUACUGAGGUCAAAUAAUAAAAUAUUUGAUCCGA